AGCGGAUAUUGCGGAUAUAUCCUGUCAGUGGGCCGGUUUGUGGGUGGGAGCGGUUAUAUUUUUGCUACACACGCCUUGUUGCAUUCCACUUAUUUGCUCAAAAACUCUUCAUGCCGGCCUACCACUCCCAAUUCACAAAUGGGUCAGCAGGAUCAGUGGGCAAUAUGGUCAUUCUUCCUAUCAAGUCUCAGUACAGGGGCCCAGCUCCAAAGAGCACUGAUGAGACAGACAUCAUUGAUGAAGCACUCUAUUAUUUCAAAGCCAAUGUUUUCUUUCGAACAUAUGAAAUAAAGAGUGAAGCUGAUCGCGUGCUGAUAUACUUGACGUUGUACAUCUCCGAGUGCUUGAAGAAACUUCAAAAGUGCUCAAGCAAAAACCAGGGUGUCCAGGACAUGAAGGCACUUGCCAUCUCCAAAUUUGACAUUCCAGGAGAAGCUGGAUUUCCUUUAAAUCCAGUCUACGCAAAGCCUUCAUCUCCAUCUGAAGCAGAGACAAUGAGGGCUUACCUUACACAGCUACGACAAGAGUGUGGGCAACGUCUAUGCGACAAGGUUUUUGAUAGUGAGACUGGGAAGCCAAGCAAGUGGUGGCUGUGCUUUGCCAAGAGGAAAUUCAUGGACAAGAGUCUGUCCGGGUUUGGUCAUGCUUACCAAUGACAGGCAUAACUCCCAUUGUCAGACCUUAUCUAAAUGUGUAUGUAAUAAAGAACACACCACAGAAUGUUGAUUCAGUAAGUGAUCUAGCACUGCAUUUUGUAAUCAGUCCCCAAGAAAUAAUUUGUUGAUUAAAACCAAACACAUUCAGAAAUGCU
Molecule: messenger RNA, 811 nt
Organism: Dermacentor andersoni
Lineage: Eukaryota; Metazoa; Arthropoda; Arachnida; Ixodida; Ixodidae
Product: actin-related protein 2/3 complex subunit 3-B-like
Biological process (GO): regulation of actin filament polymerization; Arp2/3 complex-mediated actin nucleation
Cellular component (GO): cytoskeleton; Arp2/3 protein complex
Source: RefSeq, a predicted model, not a curated record